Molecule: messenger RNA, 729 nt
Organism: Peronospora farinosa
Lineage: Eukaryota; Oomycota; Peronosporomycetes; Peronosporales; Peronosporaceae
Source: the annotation of a GenBank genome assembly
AUGGACUUCCUGAACGUGUUAAGGCGUUUUGCUUUCGGACGUGACAAGAAUUUGGUAGCGGGACAAAAGGCCCUCGAGCGCAUUCAAGAGCUACUACUAGAGACCAUUGCCAAGUACGACGGCGUUCCUCAGGCCCUUACACUCGAAGAGAUUGCGCCUAUUAAAGUGAUUUGCGACCAACUCGUCUUAGCUAAUUUCCAAUUAACGGUGCCAAGCUCACGAGACAGCGGACCGAAACGCCCCAUGCGCGUGCAUUACAAACACGUCUAUGAAGACAAAAUGGUUUCAAUCGGGAUCUUUAUCUUACCACCGGGUGUGUCGAUUCCAUUGCAUGAUCAUCCACGGAUGAGUGUCAUUACGCGUGUUUUGUACGGAUCGAUGCAUGUCAAGACUUACGAUCUUAUUAAGCACGAUGGAUUACCAAACGACAAGAAACACAUGGCACGUCUCUGUAUGGACAAGGUCGCGACGGCUCCGCACACGAUGGAGCUGCUGCCAGACUACGGUAAUCUCCAUCAACUCGUCGGUGGUGAUGACAUUGGUUGUGCAUUCUUAGACAUCAUCACACCGCCCUACGAUUCCAACAAAGAACGUGACUGUACCUAUUAUCGAGUCAUCAACUCGAUUGCGAACCCAGAGGAUGUAAGCGAAAAGCUCGUCGAGCUCGAGUCGUACGAGCCAAAGGACUUUGACGUAAUCUUAGAGACAUACUAUGGUCCUCACUUGUAA